This is a messenger RNA of Mercenaria mercenaria, 2030 nucleotides long. RefSeq names its product lysoplasmalogenase-like. Gene Ontology annotation, cellular component: membrane. The coding region runs from base 396 to 1130 and encodes 244 amino acids. The record is from RefSeq and is a predicted model, not a curated record. NCBI's taxonomy places the organism in Eukaryota, Metazoa, Mollusca, Bivalvia, Venerida, Veneridae. The transcript has 2 exons.
GAGAUAUGUGAAUGAAAUGUGCCUGUAAGAUCGAUAAGUAGUCCCAGCAGAGAGCUCCAAUGAAUCAUAUACAGAAUAGAACGUGUUUGUUGGAAUAAGCCUGACUAUUUUUCUGUUACGAAUUUUUCGUCGAUAAUACUUUGUUAUAUCGAUCGGCCUCGGCCUCAUGUUCAAACGGGAAAAUCAUUAUAUGCAAACCAUGCGCGACCUAUGUUAAGACGGUUUGCUAUAAAUAUGUAACACUUAAUCUUAAGUAGUUUUAUGCGGAGGUGUAAUAUCCUACACAGAUAAAUUCAUUGAUCAGUACAUAUUUCUUAAGAGCUAUAACACAACAUUGAGGAUUUGUCAACGGUUUGCGUACAGGAAGGGAUUUCUUCUCAAUAAAGUCAGGCAAAAUGGAGGCAAUAAAAAUGGGACUGUCGAUCUUCAGUCGACAACAGAAGAUUCGUCUGCUUCCUUUCGUGGUAUCUUCCGUAUUCUUUCUGAUACAACCGUACCAACCAGGAUCUACUUUUCUUGGGACGAUUUUUAAGGUUCUUCCAAUCAUCUCUCUAAUUGGCUACGUCAUCUUCACCAGAUCUCAGUUUCCAACCAGAACGAAAACUCUAAAUUUAGGGACGGUGAUACCGGAAGAUCGCUACAGCUACUGUGUCCUGCUUGGACUGGCUCUUGCGGUAAUUGGCGACAUUUUUGUAGCUUUGCCGUAUACAAUGUUUCUCGGCGGACUUGUUUUCAUGGUGGUUUAUACAUGCUACAUAGCUGCCAUAGAAGUCGAUGGGCGUCACAGGGGUGGACGAAGUAGCAGCACGUGGCUUUUUGGCCUCAUGUACAUAAACACAUUUCUGAGUGUCCAAGCAAGCUCUGAAUCAUAUUUCUUCAAAGCGUUCCUGCUACUCUAUUUCAUCCCAUUAUUUCUUGCGGGAUGGAAGGCAGCAUCGGCUCUGGAAGAGAACCCAGGUGACAAGGCCAUUCUCUUGGGAUGUAUUGGAGCCUCACUUUUCAUUAUCUCGGACUGCCUUGUCAUCUUGGAACACAAUGAUUACCCCGUACCCUUUGCGGAGUUUAUCUACAUGUUGACAUAUUAUGGUGCCCAGUUUGGGUGGGCAGCUAGCACAUCAAAUUAUAAUUAAAAUAUUUCGGCCUUGUGUAUUUGAGGACAGGUAUUUCUUGAAAAUAUUUCAAACAUAGAGAACACGUCAGUGAAAGAUUUUUUGCAUAAUGUAUAUUGAAUGCAUAUAUCUAUGUUUAUGCUUUUAUUAAAACCAAGUUCUUGAAAUCCUGUCAAAAUAUUUUUGAUUUUGAUUAUUAAUUGCGACGAUGUAUAAGGAAAUUCAGGUGAGAUAUCGCCAAUUUGCUUCCUGUAAAUACAAUUUAGAUCUCGGAAUCCAGUUUCUGUGGUAAACCGUGUUAUACAUUGUUUAUUUGCUAAUUUUGUCCUAAACUUGUUAAAAUGUAUCCUAUAAACUUGAACUUAGAAUGUAUUCCGCUGUUCAUUAUGGCCAUUUUAUAGAAAUAAUACAUGUCGUUUUUAAUACUUAUUUAACUUGCGUAGCAGUAUUUGUGCUUAUAAAAGAGUUUUAUUGUAAAGUGUGCAUAUAACUUUAAGAAGUCUGUAUUUGCUAUAACAAAUUUGACAUACGACUGUGUAGAAAUGCUGUAGAACUCUCUAAUUUGACUUUUAAGUUAACAGGAGGUCUUACGAAGAUACAUUGUAAGAUUUCAACAUAAUAUUUCGAAAAAUGUAUUUGACAAGAGUUGUCAAAUCUAAAAAAGUACAACUUCAAUAUCAUUCCACAAGACAUUAAAAUGUUGCGUCAAAUGCAAUUUGUAGGUUUUUCAAAAUUUUGUCUUCAUAAAACGUUAAAAUUCAUGAAUUUUACAUCCACAUGUUUUUGCCAAACAAUGUUUUGUGUAUAUUGAAACGUUUUGCUGGUUUUUCAUUUUAUACUGGUCGCUACACGUGUUGAUAUAUGCUUUUAUACAGGUUUAUUGUUAAUCAUGUUUAUUGAAAAUAAAAUAUUGUCAUUUUU